Ambispora gerdemannii is the source of this 2493-nucleotide messenger RNA. The record is from the annotation of a GenBank genome assembly. Lineage: Eukaryota; Fungi; Glomeromycota; Glomeromycetes; Archaeosporales; Ambisporaceae.
AUGACGAAUACUGGACUUCAAUCAAUUUCUGAUCUUACUGCCUCAACAUGUAUAACAACUGGUGACAUUCCACCGCCACUAGUCGGUUCCUCGACGACAGUGAUAGGAACGCGACUGUACUUAUUUGCUGGUAGACUGGUAUCAACUCGUCGAAUGACCGGUGAUCUUUACAUACUCGAUUUGAAUACAUUUGUGUGGACCAGAUUCGUAGAUGAAGAGAACAAAGCACCAAAAUACAGAUAUUUUCAUUCCGCAAAUCAAUACAAGAACACAAUCGUAUUCUUUGGUGGGAUGGGAUACUCGAACUCGACUACGUCAAAUGAAGAACUAUGCGUGUUGGACGAUGUGUCGGUAUUCGAUCUGGACACGUAUAAAUGGCAUUACCCAGAAAUUGUGCCUUCCUCGUCUUCACCGCGGCCCAGAUACGCGCAUUUAGCAUCCAUCACCGCUAAUAAAUUGGUGGUUGUCGGUGGACAAGACAUGAAGAAUUAUUAUAUUGAGCAGAUUAACGUAUUGGAUUUGGAUCAGUGGUGUUGGACUUUUUCACGAUCAUUUGAGAAACAUUGUGGUGCUUAUCGAUCUGUUGCUGUUAGUAGCACAAGUCAUACAAAUUUACCGUUGUUUGCGAAUAGUGUGGGUCAAUCUUUGAUACAUGGUGCGUCGAAAGAAGCUCCUGUCUCAAAUAAUAGCAUUCAUAAUUCACGACCAUCAACACCAGAUGUAGAUUCAUCUCCAAUUUUACGCCGAUCAUCUUCACAAUCGUUACACUCGAGUAAUAUUGCAGCUGGUAAUGGUAGCGUUGGUGCAUUUGGUAGUAGAGGUUCAUUACGUCGAUCCCCAUCCCUCGUGAAACAUCAACGUUCAUUAAGGCGCUUGCAAUCAGGAAACUCCCUUCAUCGAUUUUCAUACACGACAUACGUGACAGAAGAUAAUCCGAACCCAAUUUAUUUAUACUCGAAUUACAAUUUUACCGAUGUCAAACGUGAACUACAAGUCAUUGAUCCGCCAACAAAACCGGAUUACCAAAUAAUGGAUCACUCACCAAAUAUGACUGGCGCAUUUCUGCCACCAGGUCUCCGAUUUCCUACAGGUGCGAUCCUCGGGCAUCAUCUAAUAAUCUCGGGUACUUAUCUGACCAAUACCAUUCAAACAUUCAGUAUCUGGGCGUUGAAUUUAACGAAUUUAGUGUGGACGCGAAUUGACACCGGAUCAUGUUUCACUCAAGGAUCAUGGAAUCGGGGAGUUUUGUGCGAGGAGACUAACAAAUAUAUCGUACUCGGUCAUCGUGAUCGUUCGCUUGUCGAAGAUUAUAACCAUCGACAAACAAAUUUCGAUCAUAUGACAGUGGUUGAUUUAGAAGCGUUUGGUGUUUAUCAACCUCCAGCGGCGACAAUGUCACCAGUUGCCCAGGAACUAGGACUUGCAUUGAUGAAUGAACCAAAUAUGGCCGAUUUCGAGAUAUUCACAAUUGAUAAACAGCGAAUUCCCGUAAAUUCAAAUGUGUUGUCAAAUAGAUGGCCGCAGUUUCGAGUGUUGGUGGAUAAACAUGCGGACCUUGCGGCCGAGAUUUGUUAUGACGAUGAUACUCCGCGACCUGCCGACGAAGAAACUGGAAUAUUAAUGUAUCGAAAUCGAGCUCUAGAAUUUCCAGAGACAUUUAAUGUGACUUUAGCAUUCUUACAAUACUUGUAUACAGAUCAUUUACUAACAGCACAUCAGCAUCAACCCACGAUACUUGCACAAUUACUUUUACUGGCAGAUAUGUAUAACCUCGAUAGACUUCGUCAAUUGGCCAGACAUGGUCUUCAUCAAUUAUUGAGCAUGGCAACUGCUGCACUGAUCUACGAGACUGCUGCACUAUCACGACAGACUGGACUUCAGAUUCGCGCAUUAAAAGUUAUGAUCGCUGCAAAGAAAAUGUUGCAACAACAACAACAAUCACCGUCUUCACCUUCAAAUGAUCAACAACAAAGAACACAUCAUCAUAUGAGUAUGAGUAAUGCAUCAAUAAUUACCCGGUCAUCAUUGAUCGAUCAAGAUCUUAUAUCACCAAUGACUCAAUGGUCAAAUUCAUCAAGUCCACCGCUAUCAGCAGCCCUCGACCAGACAAGAGCAUCAUAUUACGAUCCAUAUGUCACGCAUAUGAACUCUCCUUAUAAUGGUGGUGGUUUUCGUACACGCUCAUCCUCGGCAGCUUCCGCUCUCUCAAUGUCUAAUAAUUUACGAAAUUAUUUACCAACGAUACAAGAUUCAAUGUCUUCAUCAGAGACAAUCGUCGAAGAUGGACAAUCGACAACGUCAACAUUAAAUUAUAGCUCAUUAAGAUCCACGAGAUCGACGACUUCAUUAAAAUCCAUAAGAUCCCAACUCGUAACUUCGCCAAAUGGUAGUGUAUAUGCUACUGGUGGUGUUGAGGUUCAACAACAGCAACAACAUCAUAAUCCAGGAUUUAGUUAUGUUAAUAACCGAUUGACUAAUUUGGCUUUCAAUUGA